CCUUAAUGAAUAUUUGAUUGCUUAAUAAUGUUCAAGUUGUCAGAACUUGUUCGUUGGCUUGGCCUAACAGAGUUUGAAAUAUUAGUAAACUUAUGUGGAAUGCUUACCUUUACAAUUGUGUUAGCCUUUAAAAUAUCUGGAGCCUAUACAACUUCAGUCAUCGAUUGGUUUACAACUUUCAGUCCAUUAUUCUGUAUUGACAUUUUCAAUGCGUAUUUCUGUGUCAUAGUAGGUAUUCGCAUGUACCUUGAUUCGGAUAACAAACGGAAAGCACUGCAUAGAGUUAUGUGGAGCUCCUACUUUUUAGUGCUUAUUGCGAUAUUCAAGUAUUUGCUAUGCUUAAAAUUAUCUGGGCAAACUGGACUUGAGUAUAGUGAAGUUUUCUCACCACUUUUUGUCUUACUGCAGUUGGUAGCAAUAAGAGCUUGUCAAAUACCUAAUUCGUAAUAAAAGAAAUAUAUAUAUUUAUGAAAACCCUCCUUACA
Molecule: messenger RNA, 485 nt
Organism: Ceratitis capitata (Mediterranean fruit fly)
Lineage: Eukaryota; Metazoa; Arthropoda; Insecta; Diptera; Tephritidae
Product: transmembrane protein 203
Exons: 1
Coding region: 28-447 (139 amino acids)
Biological process (GO): intracellular calcium ion homeostasis
Cellular component (GO): endoplasmic reticulum
Source: RefSeq, a predicted model, not a curated record